GAUUUGGUGUCCAAAAGAAAAGCAAGAUAAUUAAUGGCACAUCUAAGCAUGGGAGAAGCACACCGGCGGAUCACAGAAUACCUUAACCGCUUCUCAGACUCCAUUUCAUCCCAAGAUGGAGCCUCCCUCAGUCAGCUCCUCUCUUUCUCCUCAAACACCCCUUCCCUCUUAUCCCUCGCAGAUGCCCUGAAUUUGUUCCAGGACGCUAAUAGAUUGAUAAAACAAUCUGAUAAGUACUCUCAGUUUAGUGAAAUUUUGGUCCCUCUGUUUCGCUCUCUUCAAAGUUACCAUCUUGGAAACUUGCUCGAUGCUUACCAUGCCUACGAAAAAUCUUCCAACGCUUUCAUUCAGGAGUUUCGGAAUUGGGAAUCUGCUUGGGCUUUGGAGGCAUUGUAUGUUGUUGCUUAUGAAAUUAGGAUUCUUGCAGAGAGGGCUGAUGAAGAGUUGGCUUCUAAUGGAAAAUCGCCUGAGAAAUUGAAAGGAGCUGGCUCUUUCCUGAUGAAAGUAUUUGGUGUUCUUGCUGGAAAAGGUCCAAAACGUGUGGGCGCAUUAUAUGUGACUUGCCAGUUGUUCAAGAUAUACUUCAAGUCCCUUUUAUUGUAUCACCGUAGCAGUUCACUCCAGUUGAUCUAUUUCUCCAUAACCUUGCAGGCUGAUCAUAAACUAUCAUAUGCUCUAAGCCAUUGCAACCCUCGCAGUGAAACAAAUAUAAGGAUGAUAUUGAAGUACUUAAUUCCCGUGAAACUUUCAAUAGGCAUCCUGCCUAAAACUUGUCUCCUGGAGAGAUACAACCUACUUGAGUACGAAAAGAUUGUGCAAGCUCUAGAGAGAGGUGAUCUCCGACUACUCCGGUGUGCACUUCAGGAGCAUGAAGACAGGUUUUUAAGAUCUGGUGUCUAUCUUGUUUUGGAGAAGCUAGAGUUACAAGUUUACCAAAGAUUAUUAAAGAAAAUAUACAUCAUCCAAAAACAGAAAGACCCAAACAGAGCCCACCAACUCAAGUUGGAAGUAAUUGUCAAAGCACUGAAAUGGCUUGAGAUUGACAUGGAUCUAGAUGAGGUGGAGUGCAUAAUGUCUAUUCUAAUAUACAAAAAUCUGAUGAAAGGGUACUUCGCCCAUAAAAGCAAAGUUGUGGUUUUGAGCAAGCAAGAUCCUUUUCCCAAAUUAAAUGGGAAGCCUGUCAACUCGUAGAUCAUAUAAGAAUUGUGAAAACGCCCUCUUUAACUUCUGAAACUCUGAAAUGUAAUUAUAAAAAAAUACUCUCAAUUUAAUUUUAUCAGUAAAAAAAACGUCACGUUAGUUUGUAGUCUGUCAAUCAACAGCUGAAAAUAUGAAGAGUCAGAUAACUUGACAUAUUUUAUUA
Carica papaya (papaya) is the source of this 1363-nucleotide messenger RNA. Lineage: Eukaryota; Viridiplantae; Streptophyta; Magnoliopsida; Brassicales; Caricaceae. The record is from RefSeq and is a predicted model, not a curated record.